This is a messenger RNA of Pocillopora meandrina, 6953 nucleotides long. The record is from the annotation of a GenBank genome assembly. NCBI's taxonomy places the organism in Eukaryota, Metazoa, Cnidaria, Anthozoa, Scleractinia, Pocilloporidae.
UCUCUCGCUAAAUGGAACUCGAGGAAAAACCUAUACCUUUCCGUCAACAAUCUCGGGACAGAAAAUCCAGCGAAAUGAAAGCCGUGGGUGAUGAUCCAGUGGAUGACCGAGGGAAGGCUGGGAGAGAUAAAAAGGCUUCAAAUAACUCGAGCGAAGUUGUUGAUAUCGACGGCAGUUCUGUAACAAGUAAGUAACUCGCCACAAUCGGAUCAAUCGAGUUUCUUAUUCUGGAUAAUGAAUUUUUUUUCUAAUAGAAGGCAAUAAAAUAUCCACAAGUAAGUGGAUAUUGUACUUGGAAAAUGCAAGUGAAUUAUAUGAAGUUUUUCACAACAAGGGAACGAUUAAAAACGCUUCACCAGAGAUAGCAAAGCUAAUCAUUUCAAUUUCCAUGAAAGUUCAGUCACCUUAACCUUGAUGCGAAGAUGAAAGUAUAUACAAUGUACUUCUACUCUUCGUGAAUGUAUCGUCCUGAGAUAAAAAGCUGAGAAUUCUGAGAAAAACACCAAAUACCACAUUCAUAAGUAUCUCUUAGUGUUUCCUUAUUUAUCUUGAAGGAAAUAUUGGAACUGAUAUAAAAGCCACGCUUCAUUGUAGUCAGCGAAAGUAAUCAUUUCAGUUUUCACGAACGUUCAGUCAUUUUAAUCAAACUGAAGCAUAGAUGAAAAUGUGAACUAUGUAUUUUCACUUUUCGUGAAUAAAUUUUCCUGGGAUAAGAACUUGAGAAUUUUGCGUAGACCACUAAUACCACAUUCAUAAGUGUUUCUUAGUGUUUCCUAUCUAAUCUUAAAUGGUAUAUUGGAGCAAGUGGGUGACGCUUUUCAUAUGCUUAUUGGCAAGCUCGGAAGUGAAUGCCGUGCACUAUGUAUGGACUCGGCGACAAACUCGGUCAGUUCUAAGUUGAGUGAAGCAACGCUUUCAGCCAAAUGCAAAACGUCUGUGUUUUGCACUUGCUUUGAAAACACAGUAGCACUAGAAAUAUUGAAUUGGAGUGCGCCGAUUGAAUAAACAUGAUCUAUUUUCUCGCUCUUUCAGUAACGGCUGGCAAAGUCACAGAUAUCAAUUUAGCAAAAAGUUGUAAUAUUAUUGUCCUUCGAGUUACGAAAAUAAAUGUAAAUAAAGAUUGAUAUAGACUCAGGCUACUGAUGCAAUUUCAGUUUUUUAAAAUUGUUAUUAUUAUUUUCAUGGAUACUAUUAUUAUGAUCCUUCUCGUUAUUGUUGUCAUUAUUUUUGUGAUUGAUGUUUAUCUUUUAAGCCGUUUCUGUCAGAAAUUUUCUUGAGUUUCCUUAGAGGUUACUGGAACUACAUUUAUUUUAUGCACUGAGUUCUUUUUGAUUCAGAGCAUUUUAUCAUACCGAAAAUCUUACUGAAGUUCUAACAGAUAGCCGAAACAGGUCUAUUUUUCAGACGAAAUCAACGGCACCAGACUCUAAAUAAAUGGGACAAAAAAAGAAAAAAAAGCAGAUGUGGUCUUUGCAAGAAUUUGCAUUUGAAUAGAACCUUUUCCCAGCAAACAGAGGGACAAAGCAUGCUAACCUACUGGUUAAUUAAUUAAUUCAUUCAUCAUUAGAUUAAUCAUUUGAUAAAUAGUUAGAUCGAUAAUUAAAAAGAUAGGGUAAUUCUUUUGUAAAUAUGUUGUAACUUCGUAUUUUCUUUUUCCUUCAAAAACAAAGUUAUUGAAAACCGCCCAUUUACAACGUUUUACACUCAAGAAACUCCCCAAGGAAAAGCUGAAACUCCAGAAAGUGAAAAGUGGGGUGAUUUUGCACAAAACACAAGCCUUCAUGGUUUCCGAAACAUGUUUUUUCGGGCAUCUCUUCAUGUGCGAAUACUGUGGCUUAUCUUACUACUGGCCUCAACUGGUUUGAUCUUGUAUUUCAUGUAUAGAAGCAUUAACAAGUAUUUUCAAUACCCCAUUGCCACGGUCAUGAGGAUCCAAUACCCAGAUACAAUGGUUUUUCCUGCAGUUACUUUGUGCCCCAUGACAAAGUUCACGAAAAACAAAAUUUUCAUGACAGACGAUGACGUAAUGUUUCAAUCAUUGGGGCUAGACUUACCCGUUUGUAAUGCAACAGCGCAUGUCAGAAAGGGAAGGCCAUGUGGAGAAGCCCUACUAUGCUGUUGCGCAUCUUACUUCCAAGACGUUUCUGUGGCUCUCAGUAACUGCACCGAAGAAUACAAGAAAGAACUUCUUGAUGUUAUAAUGAAAGACAAGAAAUCUUUCAAUGACAAGAAAUUCCAGGAAGCCUACGGUCCAAACCUGCAGAGAAAUCUAGCAUGCCGUUUCGGCUUACUGGAUUACAGGUGUUCUGGGAAGGAUUUUUUACCUACUGUGACAGAGCUGGGGCUCUGCUUCACUUUCAACUCAGGGCGGAAUGACAAGGAAAUAAAGAAAGUGUCUCGUAGUGACUCAGCACGGGAGCUACAUUUAGAAUUAGAUCUUCACUUGGAUGACCACUUGGCUGGGUUUUUCUCUGAGGGGAUCUUCGUCAUUAUCCAUGAUCAGGGGGUAUAUAUAAACUCUGCAGAUACUGUUCUUGUAGCCCCCGGGAGUUAUGUUCGCAUCAACGUCAAACGAAAAGUGGUAAGUUCAUGUGCUAGUAAAAUGCAGACAUUAAAGGAGAGGUAUCGUUGAUGAAGUAGUGUUGAGUGCUCUCCCAUCUAACCAUGGCAGCCCGCGCCUAAUUCCCGAUUCUGGCCUUGUGCAUGGGUUUUAAUAUUCUCGACCUUGCUUCGGAGGUUUUCUCCGGGCCCUUAGUCCCAGUUUUCCUCCCUCUACAGAAACCACAGCAAAAAUUUUACUUGAUGCUCGAUAGUAUUAAUGACUAGGCAUAUAAUUGGUCUGCUUUUGUUCGUUCUGCGACCGCUUCGAGACGGGUGGCCGCGAUCAAUCAAAAGUGAAGGGUGGUCACUUUUCACGAAAUCUACUUGCGUAGAACAGCUAUAAGCAGUAGCACUUUUAAAAGAUAGAGGACUCCAUUGUUUCGUACUCUGCUUGUUUACAUAAUUUUGUUCCAACUAUUUGUUCGCUUGUUUUCGCUUCAAAGUAUCGCAACAAGAAAAGUCCAUAUGAGACAAAAUGCACCGAGACAAAAAAUCUUGCUGGUUUCCUAAAGUACGACUCUGACGGAUGUUAUUACGAAUGCUUGUCAAACACAACAGGGAAGAAAUGUGGCUGUAGGUUACCUUCUCUCGUUGACUCAGGUAAAUAAAUAAAAUGAUCCAGCUCAGGAUUUUCCCUCAUUCUUCUCUUUUUUCUCGCACUUUUCUUUUUCUGUCGUAAGCCUUCUAAUAUCAAGGGAUCGGGUAAUCAGAUUUAAUCCUCAACUCUUUUAAUCCUCAAAAAUAACAGGUAACUUUCAAUCCUCCUCGGUUUUUGCUUUAUUUCAAUGUUUUGGAAAUAUCUUAACACCGAGGCGCAUUUCUUUAUUUUUAUAGCAAAUGCGCAAUAUAAUUAUUAAAUAUUAUUAUUGUUAUUAUUAUUAUUAUGAUGAUGAAUGACCUGUCAAGUUAUUUACAAAUAUGAAAGAAACAAACAGACCAAGACUAAAGCAACUUAUCAUAUCUACCCCUCCCCCCUUCCCAUCUGUUCUCGCGCCAUAUAGGGGGGGGAUGAUUUUUCAUUCUAACUGAGAGAGGAGUAAUAACUUUUGAUCCGCCUUAGCGCCUUUCUGAUUGUUGGUUUUUCGAUCGUCAAUAUUCGGGUGGUAUAUUGUAGUUGUUCCUAUCAACGUUCGUUGAUAACAUUCGUCAUUCGUGUCCCUGCAACGCCGAUAUUUAAUGAAACAGAAGUGUCAUCAUGAUUAGAUAGGCCUUUCUUUUCAUUUAAUAGUGCAAUUAAUUUUUUUCCAAGAUCGCAUGAGCGAGAGGAUCUGCUUCAGGGAUGACUUUCCAUGUGUCUUUAAGGUGUAUGAAGGUAAUAAUAAUAUACAUGUCUUUCCUUCCUCCUUCCUUCGUUUGCACAUUUUUGGGCUCCUUCUUGGUGUAGAAGACACAGGACACGUCACAAUAGAAAACCGCCUCAUUAACCUAUCAUUAUCAUUGUUUCACUUGUUUCUUUGCCGAUUUGUUCAUAUUGUUUUACGUCAACUAUGUCUUCUACACCGAGUAAGAGCCCGUCUUGGUCAGUUUCUAGUAUCUGUCAGUGGUGUUGCCUGUCUACCUACAUUUUUUUAACAAUCAAAGACUAUCGUUACAGCUUUGUAAUGAUAGAAAUAUACUGAAUCGAAACCUUGCGAUCACAAAUCGAGAAAAAUCAGCCGAUUUAAGGCAGCAGAAAACUCAGCCAUGAGUAUUCUACAGUUUACAUGCUGCAUAAUGCAAAGCGUAAUAGUUUUGAGAUGAAAUUGUCAGAAACUACCAAUCAGAGCCGAUAUUCUGUAUAACAGAUAUGACGUAACUGGAACUGAUUUCUUUAUCCUAUGCUCUAUAUGCAAAAGACUUGGUCAGCGGUAACCAGUGUGAAUGCCCCCUCGCUUGUGAAGUGGUCAAAUACGAGACAAAAACAUCUGCUGCAGCCUUCCCAAGCCCACUGCUGAUCAAACACUGGAAAAUGCAGGGAGUUAAUAAGACUGAUGACUACCUCAGGUACGUCGAUUGUAAACUGCUGAAGAGGACGCGACAAUAGCCGAUAGCAGUUAACAAUGCAAAAAGCUAAUACUUUCAUGAUCUCAUCCCUUGGACACGGGCGGAAGGGGAGGGAACUCGUGAUAUUGUUGUGAGAUAUUGAGGGAUGCGUAACUUUUGGUUUAUAAUUAUAUUUUAAUCAAGACACUACAUAACAAUUAAAAUUGAUUCCUGUAUAGCACCUUGGGAUCUAAAUCUUCUCCUGUUUGUUGGAUUUGCAGGUGGCAUGUUCUCCCAUCAUAAAAAAGAUUCCAUACAUGAUUUCAUUUUAUUAUAUCUUACAGAAAAAUACAUAAAACUUUUCAUCAAUUCUUGCAAGAGCCCUCGUCAUAAAAUAAGCGACAGAGAGGAAAAAAAAUCAGAGAGGAAUUCUCCACUCGACCUCCUGGUUAGGGCCUACUCUCGGCUCUAAUCUCUAAUAAUGUUGAUGGUGACAACAAUUAUUUCAUUGAUCUAUGUGAAUAUUCAUCUUUGCAGAAAGAAUCUGAUAAUGCUUCAAGUUGGCUACACCUCCUUAAGUUAUGAACAGUAUAAGCAAACAUCUCAGUACGACAGUACUGCACUCAUGGGUAUGUUAAAUGAUUACAGAUCUUUUACCGAUGUUUUAUAAAAAAAAAAAAAAAAAUAAGAUAAAAUAAAUGAGGCUCGCUCACUCUACUUUACUUCGUCUUCCUUGGUGUGGUUCGCUUGAAGUUCUGAGAGAUUAUGCAGUGUCUAAUUGGUCAACCGCACCUUACAGCUGUUUCACCAUCCCAUACUCCAACGUACAAGCUAGGGUGAUGUUGGCCGACGUUUUUCUUAGACCGGCCAAUUGCUAUUUUUGUCUCUAAGUUUUCAAGAAUACUACGCUUUAGCGCUUAUGCAUUCCUGAUUUAAGAGCUCGACUAUCAUUUUCAAAAUUAAUUACUAUUACUAAGAUUUAAUUGCUAAUAACCGCUUCACACACACACACACACUUUUAUUUUUUAUUUUCUUACAUAUUUACAAGAUAUUCCUUUGACCCGCAGAUAGUAAAUGCUAAUCGAGGCGGCUCAAAAUUUAUUUAUUUAUUUAUUUUUUCUUUAAUGACUUAAUUUAAUUACACUGGAAAUAAAACAGAAAUGAAUAAAAAUAACAUAUAAGGAAAAAAGAUACACAAGAAAAAAAAAAAGGAAAAUGACAGACGUUCAUUGUAAGGGAGAAAAGGACCUAGAGUUUCUAGGUGUACCACAAAUUAAUGUUUGUGAUAGGGCCUCACCUCCCUUGUUUGAUACACACUCUUGCUCACUGGCUGAUAUAGAGUCUACGACCUGAUUUUCAGUUGUUUGCAAUGGUACUAUGACUAAGUGGAGUCCAAUUCGGUCUGUAGUCAUACCAGUGAUGACAAAAUCGGACGACCGCGCAAUGGGAGUCCGACUUGUUUAUCACGAGUACGAUUAUAGACCGAAUUGGACGACACGAAGUCCUAUUACUAAUUAAUCAUAAAAACUACUUUUUCCCAGAAAAGAAGAAUAGCCAAGUUAUGAAAGAAAGGGACAAUUUGCAUUAAAAGACGGACAAAGGAGGCCUAAAUUACUUAAUGUUAUUGUGCAAUUGUGAUUGGUUGAUUUCAACUACAACUUUGAAUGUGAUUGGUUUAUUUAACUGUCCGAUAACGAACUGUCCGAUAAAAACUUGGUUAGUGAAUUAGUGGAAAAUAGGAGUUUUUUUAAACCAAUCACAAUCGAGGAAAUCGAUUUUUUAUGAUUACAGAAGAAAUCGGUUAACGAUGUGUUUACUGUACGGUUUUGUUUCCUAUAGGAGAAAUUGGUGGUACCCUUGGAUUAUUUCUUGGCUGCAGUGUUCUAACUGUCAUUGAAUUUAUUGACUUCGCCAUCUACUUGUGCUACAUUCGAAAGAAGAAGACCUCCUGAUAUCCAAGCUGUACUCUGUUAAUUAAGCACUUAACUGAUGUUCGAAGGUGAACCCCAAAGGUUAUCUACCGAAUGAGUCACCAUCCGUUUAGUUUUGUAAUACUACAAGCUGUAGUAUUUCAAUUUGAUAAGCCUCGUUUGAUAAAGUGAACUUAUUAAAAUGAAAAAGCUUCCAUAGGUCGCUCACUUUUUUAGAGCACGUGCAGAAACUUUCACCGUUGACAAAACUUUAUUCAAGGAAGGACUUUCCAAGAUGGUUGAUGCAUGCAGACUUCUGUGGGAGGAUAGAACUGACCGAGAGAUUUCAAACAGUCUAUAAUCUCUUGAUGUGACACACAUCCCUAAAAAAAGAAACAAACAAACAAAUCGUAACAAAAAGCGUCAAAGUUUUUCCUCCCUUACUCAAAUUUAAAUUCACAUUUUAUCGGCUUAAUUGAC